Schistosoma haematobium is the source of this 5707-nucleotide messenger RNA. Its product is annotated as Long-chain-fatty-acid--CoA ligase 6. The transcript is spliced from 14 exons. NCBI's taxonomy places the organism in Eukaryota, Metazoa, Platyhelminthes, Trematoda, Strigeidida, Schistosomatidae. Gene Ontology annotation, biological process: retrograde transport, endosome to Golgi. The coding region runs from base 3405 to 5165 and encodes 586 amino acids. Gene Ontology annotation, cellular component: GARP complex. The record is from RefSeq and is a predicted model, not a curated record.
UGCGCCGUCAAGGUCGUUUGGUUCAUUGAUAUGGUUUCCCACUGCAAUGUUCUCUUCAAGAAAGGUUUUGUAGCUAAUGAGAUUUCAGUGAUUAGGAUCCGAUAACAGAUUUGUGGGACACAUUUUCUUUUACUGAACGUUACCGCCACGUACAAGCCCUCUAUGCAAUAGCAUGAGGGUUGCUAAACAGUGUGAAGAAUGAGAACUAUGAUUUGCAGUUGGUUAGGGUUAGGACCUAGAUCUAGGGUUUUCAUCACGAGAUGAUGUCAUCUAAAAUGUCGAAGCUUUAUUUAACCAAAUGGAUGAAUCAAUGUCGCACGAAAAUCCGAGUCUUGUUAUCUAAUGUCUAAUUGGUUUGUCCAUAAAUUAUAGUCUCAUCGCAUUAAAUGCGCUCUUCACAAGCUAAAUCUAAAAAGAUCGAUGUUCUUUCGGAAAGUAUACAUUUUCGGAAUCAUGCUAUUUUCACUCCCUCCUUUCUAUGCUGUUCCACUGUCUUUCAAAGAUCAAAAUGCUGGUUCAUUGUUGGUACAUCACUUACUGUUCGUCAGUACUGGAGAAAGUUGAAGGAGAACUGUUUUACGUCUUUAUAACCAAAAAUUUUGGUGCACUCAGAAAUAAGGAGGAUUUUUGUUUCAACAAUCACUUCCGUGCAUCGGUUAGUAAAGUGAACAGGUAAAACUCUUAUAAAGCACCGAUUUAUUUUCCAUUUGAGCCUCAUUGCAGGAAGUCAAAUCAUAAAGGCCAUACAUUACACUUUCUCAAGCUACUCAUUCACAGGAAAAUUUUGGAGAUACUGCAUUGGACACAUUAAGAAAACAAAAUCGACAGUAUUUUCAGCAUAACACCAACGAUUCAGAAGAAGUUAUGGGACAUAUGUACUAGUUCUUUGUGGUUUCCUCUUACCUAUUACGUGGACUUAUUAAACCUGACUUUUAAGCUCCUACGGGGUCUAAAGAACUAGACAACUCAUGGGGUGGUGCUUUCAGGGCGUUUGUUUUCGAAUGCUAAUAACCUACGAAUAUAUUCAAUCCUCGAAGACUACAUGUUACAGCCAUAAAUUAGCAUAGAACAAACUGCUGAUCAUUAAGAUUUUUUAGGAUUUUCCGUGUGUUCUAAUUUGCAGUUCGAUAGUGAAUUCAAAAAGAUUUUCUUACGGACUGUAAUGUUUUGGAUGUCUUAACAGGUAUGAUAAAAUACUCAAAGUAUGUCGCAACUUGCACUUAACAUUUAGAAGUUGACUCCAAUCGGGAUAUAAAUAAGGCAUGUUUUAGAUGAUUUUAUCGUUUCUCUCUGAAGCGAUACAUUAGAUACUGUGGUUGAGUAACGUAUUGAGAUUUCCUUCAUAUCAAAGUAAACCAGUCUAAAUAGGACUAAAGAUUUAAGGAGUAUUCGGGACUAUCAUCUUAGUGGCUAAGAAUUGUUGUUACGUGAUACUUAAGCUCAGCCUAUAUAUCUUCGUGACUGUACUGGAUAUUGUGGUUUUUUGUUAUGUGACCUGAAGAAUUGUUUCAAAACCUGUCACGCAGUUGCUUCAAGCAUUUGUAAAGAACACUUCUUACCUUGCUCUUUCGUAUGGUACUCGUAUUUUUGCUGUCUUUUCUUCUAUUUCUACAUUUAACGUCAUACAACUUUUGUCUCUACCUAAAUUAUUUGAUUAAUCUAAACGACUCCACCAUAAUCAGCAAAGCGAAUCAAUGUAGGGGGCUUUAGGUCACUAUAUUAUGGUAGGAUAUAUUUUACUUUCUCUUUGUAGUUUCCAAACUUACCUCCUUUUGUUGUUUUCAUAAUAGGAUGGAUGUUCAUUGUGAAAUGAAUCAAGAAGUCGAUUCCAAUUAUCCAAAUUCGUACUCUAAAGAAGUUGAGGAAGCGCUUUCCCGGCUUAAUUUAAAAUCAGACAGUUUAGAUGAUCCUGAUUUUAAUGUUAUUUCUUAUAUUAAUGAGAGAUUUCCCAGCGAACAGUCACUGGCAAAUAUAGAUGAGUUGAUAGCUGAAGCGGAAGGAAAAAUUCGCGAACUAGACGAUGAGACUAGAGACCUACUACGUGGUCGCUGGCAAACAGAGGAUAAAGGACAAGAGAUUGUUCAGGAUGCAAAGGAUAUGAUAAAAGUACUAUUCUCUAGAAUUUUCAGUAAAAAAGUCAUUGUGCACUUCAUCUUAUAGAAUACAGGAUGUUCAAGAUCGAGCUACUAGAUCAGAAGAAAUGGUACAAGACAUCACUCGGGAUAUACAGCAACUUGAUCAAGCUAAGCGUAACCUAACUAUUUCCAUAACUGCCCUCAAUAAUUUAAUUCUUAUCGUGAACACCAUUGAUCGUCUGAACGAAUUACUUGGAAUACAAAGUUCAGUGGAUGAUCCAAUGUUUUUUGCGAAGAGCAAUGACACAAAUGCCAGUGCUCAGAAUCCAUUUUUAGGAGUUGACUCUGAAUCCUGGAUGAAUGAAAACCAUCCACCUGAAAAAACAAAGUUUCAAAGAUUUGUACCGUCCUUUUUGGCCGAAAUAUCAAAUUUAUUAGCUCAAGUUCAACGCUUAUUACAACCUAUGCUGUCAGCCUAUGGUUCAGUGUCAUCUGUGGCUGGAUUAUCUCGAGAAUUGGAUUCCAUUCAUUCAGUCCUUGCAGAUCGUUUGACUAAGGAACUCAAACUGUUACUAGCAGCUACUCGAACAGUUACAGAUAACAAGGAACUGAUUUUAUCAGCCUGUGAACUAGUUGACUUACUCCCUAAGAGUUUUCAUCUCGAUUCGGAUAUUGUAAAUUGGUUUAUUUCUCAUCAUCUAACUGAGUAUAAGGAGCUAUUCGAUCCAACACAGACUACUGCUUGGUUGGAUAAAAUCGAUCAGCGAUACAACUGGUUAAGAAUUAAUUUGGUCCCCUUAGAACGUUUAUUUAUUUCAGUGUUUCCUCCCUCUUGGCUGGUGACUGAAAGAUUUGUUUUGGAGUUUUGUCAUAUUACACGUGGUGGCUUAGAAACUGUUAUGAAACGGCGUCAGUCGGAACUUACCCAUAAUCUAAUUGUUUUCGCAUUGCAACGCACCUUAUCCUUCGAGGCCAGUUUGAAUAAAGCAUAUACGUCUGAAGCGCUAGAAGAAUUACAAUCUAUGAUAGUUAACGGUAAGAGUAUGGAGCGUUCAUCUAAUCCAUUUGAUGAUAAUGAGGAUGAGGAAGAUGGUUUAGAUGAUGCACAAUCUAAAAAUCCUGCAGAGGCUAAGGAUGAUUCAUCAACAAAUGAUUCUAAACACAAUUGGAAAAAGCAGAUUUUUGAUGGAAUUAUAUCUGGCUGUUUCGACCAAUUCUUUGACCUCUAUUUGGUUCAUUUGGAUAAAGGUCUGAGAGAACAAAUGACAAAUCGUUUGAUUGGUGAUUUCACUGUUAAUAAAUCAAGUUUUGAGAACAGGGAUCUUGGAGAUGUAUUCAGAGAUGGUAACAUGUUACAAAUUGGUGAAAUAUUACUCAUAUUUGUCUACUUUAUUAUUAAGUUGUAUGGAUAGUUUUUUUGAAAUGCUUGCAUAUUCUCUGCAACUUAAUUUCGAAAUUCUCACUUCGAAAGACAAUCCAUUUGACACUGUACAAAUCAAACCAAAUCCCAAUGACCCUGGCGAGAAUACUCUAUAUUCUGCUACAGAUUUAUUCUUGUUCUAUAAACAAAUCUUAAAACAAACUCUCCAGUUGAAUCGGGGUCAUGGUUUGUUAGGACUUGUUCGUCUUUUAAGGCAGUAUUUGUCUGAAUACACGGUUCGUGUGCUCUUGGCUCAAAUUCCAGGCUUAGCGAUUACCAAUACUAGUGGAACUAACGUUGGUUUAUCUGCACCGGAUGUUGCAGCGAAAAUGGCGGCAUUCGGUUUAAGCAGUCUCUCAGCUCUUGGACUUGGUCGUGGUCAAACGGGACUCGGUGCAGCUCUAGAAAAUAUUAGGACACAAACAAAAAACAGUUCUGCGCAAUCUGAUCUGAUAAGUUCAUCAAGCAACCAGGUGAUUAACAAUUUACUUCGUGAUGAUGUACAAGGAGUUCGACUGAGUAAGGAUGAUGUCUACAAGGUGUGUGUCAUACUUGUUACAGCAGCAUUUUGUCUGAAGACUGUUGAAGAUUUAGAGAAGCGUCUAAAACAUGAAAUCAGACCACCUAGCUGGGGUUCAAAAAUAUCAUUUGCUUCUGAACUUGAUGGUUUAGCAACUUGUAGAUCUGUUUGUGUCCACCGCCUGGUUGCAGACUUGGAAGCUGGUGUUGAACCGCAGCUAGUCUCUAUGGCACGUUUACCUUGGAAUAAUCUUGUACAAGUUGGGGACCAAAGCGCCUAUGUUACAGCCAUUGUAAAUCAUCUUCGCACUCAAAUCCCACUGAUACGAGAAACAUUGUACACCGUCAGGCCAGCUUUUACUCAAAUAUGUAUAAAAUUUGCUGAUGCAUUAAUUGCGAGAUUCGUUAAUGCCUUAUAUCGUUGCAAACCGGUCAAUACUUUUGGAGCUGAACAGCUUUUAUUGGAUACUCAAUCGUUAAAGGCUUCUCUUCUUCAAAUGCCUCUUCUUGGAGCUAAGUUUACUCAGACACCUCCACGAAGCUUUACAAAUCUAGUUCAUGAAGGUAUGGGGAAGGCGGAACGUAUAAUCAAAGCAGUUAUGUUACCAGUCGGUGUCGCUACGCCAGGAAAGCAAGAGUCAACAACUCCUCCAAGCGGAUUUGUAAUGGGUCCAGUUGAUACAAAUGCAGCUAAUGUAUUUUUAGCUAGUUACAAACAAUUAUUACCUGAUCUAACUCAAACUGAUCUACAAAAUGUUUUGGAUAUGAAAGGUGUGAAAUUCAGUGAACAACAGUUGAUUUUAGAAAUAUUUCGUAGUAGAAAUGAAUUUAAGUCAGCGAUGAAAGAAAAAACACCUGAAGUAACGUUAUUUUGUUCUGUUGCAGAUACUGCUAUCACUGCUAGCACUUUUGUUAGUACUGCAAUUAGUAACGUAGCUUUGACAGGGAUAACGACAGUUACCGCGACCACCACUGCUCUUACGAGUUCCUUUGUAGCUACACCGAACUCUCCAAGUAAUCAGCAUCAAAAAUCGAAGCAGUCUGUGUCGAUCUCAAUGAAUCCAUUCGAUCCAUCUUCACCAGUAGAAGAGCGGGAGCAAAUAACAGAUAGGAAAGGAAAAAUAGAAAAGUUAUUGAAUAAAAGACGAUAAGAAUAUUACCGAAUUGUAAUUUUUGAAUGUUAAUUUUAAUGAAUAAUUAGUAUCUUCAUUGUUGCUUUAACUUCGUUUAUUUUUUUCUCAACCCGGUCAAGUUUAUUCUAUUCCUUCUCCGUUUUGCUAUGUUAAAACUUUCGCUUGUCAAAGUAACUUUUCUGUUGGUGUGUAUAAUUAACAUUUCUCUCUCUCUCUCUCCAUAUAUAUGCAUGAUUUAUUCAUACUACUAUAAUAAUAUACUACUAUUAUUGCCGGUUUAAAAACGUUGUACUUGGAUGUUUUUUUAUAUCUUACUUCCUUUUAUCAAUUGUUUUAUUACUUACUAGCUAUAUUGUGAUAAAAUGUUUGUAGGAAACUUUCUCUGUAUUUCUGUUUCUGUAACCUUAUGGUAUGAAUUGAAAUACCAGUUUGUUUUCUGACAAUUUUCUCAAGAAUAGCAUGAUACAUAUCUACUUAGUGCAUCAGUUUUUAUGGUACUGUUAAAUUGGUUACUAAUGUUUAUUUUACUGUGCUAAAUAAAAACCAACAUUAAAAGGUGA